Messenger RNA from Pseudogymnoascus destructans, 849 nucleotides. RefSeq lists its product as uncharacterized. Bases 1 to 849 code for a protein of 282 amino acids. NCBI's taxonomy places the organism in Eukaryota, Fungi, Ascomycota, Leotiomycetes, Thelebolales, Thelebolaceae. Gene Ontology annotation, cellular component: beta-galactosidase complex. Gene Ontology annotation, molecular function: beta-galactosidase activity. Gene Ontology annotation, biological process: lactose catabolic process. The record is from RefSeq and is a predicted model, not a curated record. The transcript has 2 exons.
AUGGACUACGGUGAACGCAAGAAGCUUGCGUUCCCUCAAGCCGCUGCAUUCACAUCGGAUAACAAUGCGUGGAAAGAUCAGUACAUCGAUCGUAUGGAACAGGUUCUGCAUCGAGACAAGAACCACGCAUCUAUCAUUAUCUGGUCUUUAGGGAAUGAAGCGUUUUACGGAAAGAAUCACCAAGCCAUGUACGAUUAUGCCAAACGUGUCGAUCCAGGCCGCCUUGUUCAUUAUGAGGGUGACGAAGAUGCCCAGAGUGCCGAUAUGUUUUCAUACAUGUAUCCUUCGGUAGAAACGCUACUUAAACUAUCGAAAACGGCUGGCGUCGAUAAGUUUGAGAAACCAAUGAUUCUCUGCGAGUAUGCCCAUGCGAUGGGCAAUGGGCCAGGAGGCCUUGAGGACUAUCGGGGAGCUUUCAGAGACCACAAGAGGCUCCAGGGUGGAUAUAUAUGGGAGUGGGCCAAUCAUGGUUUAUGGACAGGGUCCGACUCAGAACGAGGUGGAUUUUACGCUUACGGAGGACCAUCUGGCGAGUUGCUUCUUCCUGACGUCAAGCCCGGCGAAACAGCUACAGUGCGGCUUCCCCAGGAUAUUCUUGACUACCUGAAAGCGCCAGGCAGGUGGUUAACGGUGAGCUUCCGCCUUCGAGCCUCGACGUCUUGGGUCGAUGCUGGCCACGAAAUUGCCUGGUUCCAGCACCGCCUUACCAGACCAAUUCUCCCACAGUUCCCGUACCUCAAUAUCCGGCCUCUCAAUCCAGCGCUCUCCAACUCCACACUUCAAAGGUUGAAUAUUCCGUCGGAAAUUCCGACUUCGACAUCAGAUUUUGUCGCGCACGCGGGUCCAUAA